This is a messenger RNA of Plasmodium gonderi, 3780 nucleotides long. Its product is annotated as patatin-like phospholipase. Gene Ontology annotation, molecular function: triacylglycerol lipase activity. The coding region runs from base 1 to 3780 and encodes 1259 amino acids. Gene Ontology annotation, biological process: lipid metabolic process. The record is from RefSeq and is a predicted model, not a curated record. Lineage: Eukaryota; Apicomplexa; Aconoidasida; Haemosporida; Plasmodiidae. The transcript is spliced from 2 exons.
AUGAAAACACCCGAAUUUAGUCUAGAUUCCUUAAAAAAAAACAGAAAGAAAAAGAAAAAAAAGUUGGGAUAUGACAAGCUAAGCAGUCACUACUUCUUGAAACUUCCGAUAUUCAUCAUCUUGAUGAUUGUAUUUUCAUUAAAUGCGUUUAUAUAUGUGUUAAUAAGGUUUUUCAUAUUUAUUUUUGAAAAUAUAUCAUUUUUCAUAAUAACCAAGUAUACGGAUUUUUGUAGAUGCGUUAGAAAGAAAACAAAUGAUGGAUGGAGAAGAUGCAUAUAUGUAGGGAAAUGGAAAAAAACAAUUCAAAAGAAUAAGUAUGAACAGAGAGAGAAAGAACAAAAUGAGUUCCAUGAGAAAUAUGAAAGCAUAUUCAAAAUCGAUCGAUUGAUGCGAUCAUGUAAUAGUUAUAAGGAUUACAUAAAAUAUGCAUACCGAAUGGAUGAACUAACUGGAAAAACUGUGCAUAUAAACGAGAAUGAUGAUUAUAUAAACAUGUAUGAUGUAAAUUUAUUAAAAAAAACUACACAAAGGAUAAGGAAGAAUUUAAGAAACAAUGAUGUAUUACGUCUUUUGGAAGAUGUAAAAAUUGCUACCUCUCCAACUAUAAAAGCGAUUUUUCAAGAAAAGUAUUAUUGUAAAACCUAUUCAACACCACAUAUUAUAGUUACAAAUUUUAUUACUCAUGUUAUGAGUGGAUUGGAUUUUAUCGAAAGUUAUGUGCAACAACAGAAAGAAAAUAAUUUCAAUUAUAUCUAUUCAGAUGAAUAUUUAUUAAUUAAAAAGUUUUUUAAAGACAUUUUUCGACAAUGGGGGAAUACUGCCUUGUUUCUUAGUGGAGGAGCUAUUUUGGGCUUACAUCACUUUGGUGUUUUGGAAGUUUUUUUAAAAUCAUCUAUUAAUAUAAAUUAUUUUGAGGAAUUUUCAUUCUGUUCAAGAGAAAAAACUAUGUACACUACUUGUGCUGUGAAUAAUACAGAUUCUUAUGUGAAUCAUCAAGAAGUGGAUAAGAAAGAAAAACACGUUCAAGGAAAAAAGUUACAACAUGUGGAAAAUGUUAAUAAAAGAUAUAACAUAAAAAAUAAUGCAGGUCCUGCAUCUGAAGGGAGAUCCAAUAUGCAGCGAACCAAACAAGCAAAAGGAAAGAUUGAGAAAGAGAAGGAAAAGACUUCCAAUUUUUUUGUUCCUAAAGAGAAGACGAGUAAGAUAGAGUUAAUUAAAAAUUUUUUUUUUAGUCCUAAGAAAAGUAAAGAACAUUCGGGACAUGCCCAAAUGAUGAAUAUAUCAAAGGAUGAAAUGAAGACUUUGAGAAACUUUCCAUCCGGGAAAGAGAAAACCAAUGAUUACUCCCUCAGUAGUAGCAGUUCCUCUCUGAGUGAUCUUGAUUUGGGCCCUUCUAGGUAUGAACAAGUAGAAGCAGAUCGAAUCUGGAGCAAAGGUGUAAUCGACAAUGAAAGUUAUAAAAAGGGCAUUAACCAUGUUAGGGGGAGUAGCGGCAGUAGUGGCAGUAGCGGCAGUAGUGACAGUAGCGGACACAGAAACAAAGGAAAAGGAACCAUUCAAGAGGAACAGAAUGAGGAGAGAUGUAACCCCAGUUGGCAGAGAUCCAACAAUACACAGACGCAUAAGCUGAAUGAUCGAAAAGGGAAUGGUAUGAGGAAAGUCAGUUAUGAUAGGAGAGGGGAAAAUGGAGAUGAUAAAGUGAGUAGAAAUCGUUUCACAUUGAAUCAGAAGAAUAAUAAACUUUUGUCAAAAAGUGGAAAAAAUAAUUUUGUCCCCAAUUUUGAAGAUAAUAUACUACCACAAAUAAUUUGUGGAACCUCAGCAGGAAGUAUUAUAGCAGCUUGGGUUUGUUCAAGAACAAACAAAGAAUUGUUAGAAGAAUUUAAUAUUGAAUUUAUUUACAAUAUUGUAUCGUGUUUCUCUUCGGAAAAUUGGAUGUACUCAUUUUUUAAUAUAUAUAAAAAAGGUAAUUUUUAUGAUAUAGACAAGAUUGUAACAUUAAUUCAUAAUUUAUAUGGAGAUGUAACAUUUUUAGAAGCUUUUAUAAAAACAAAUUUAGUUUUAAAUAUUACUGUUACAAGAGCUGAAUCAGGAAAUAAUAAUUUCUCAUGUGAUGAAGAUGGUCAUAUGGUUCUAAAUUAUAUGAACUCUCCUAAUGUAUUGAUUUACAGCGCUGUUUUGGCUAGCUGCUCAUUCCCAUACCUCUUACAACCAUUCAAAUUAUUAGAAAAAAAAUAUAAUAAGGAAAAUGUGUACAGACUUAUGUCCAUUAAGGAGGUUAGUAAUGCCAAACUUAUUCUUAACAGCAAUAGUGCUAUUAAUCAGAAGAGCAAUUGGGGUAAGGCAGAAAAAGAGUCUACUAGACUGAGUGUUGUAUGUGGAUCUAGUGAACAAAUCGAGCCUAACGAAUCAAGCGAAUUGUCCGAAAAGGAGACCAAAUCAAAUGCAUCAGAAAAGUGGAAUAACCAUAAGGACAGACAGAAUAAAGCAAAAGACAAAUAUCUUCGGAUAGACAAAAAGGUGAAUUCCACUGGAGUAACGACGGACAUAAAAAUGAAGAAUGAAAUGUAUUAUAAGGAAAAUAUUUCCCAAAAGGUUAAGACUCAUCAACUUGGGCUACACAAAUUGAAGCAAGAGGAUGAAAUAGCCACACGAGGCGAGAAAAAGGAAGAGUUUGAAAAUAUCUUAAAAGGGAAAAAGAAAAGCAUAGAUGUAGCUAGCGAUUUUAGUUCUCUGAUUUGUGCGAGCGAUGCAGACAGUGUGGAUGAGGUAGACAAUGUGGAUGAGGUAGACAGUGUGGAUGAGGUAGACAAUGUAGCUGAGGUAGACAAUGUAGCUGAGGUAGACAAUGUAGCUGAGGUAGACAAUGUAGCUGAGGUAGACAAUGUAGCUGAGGUAGACAAUGUAGCUGAGGUAGACAAUGUAGCUGAGGUAGACAAUGUAGCUGAGGUAGACAAUGUAGCUGAGGUAGACAAUGUAGCUGAGGUAGACAAUGUGAACUGCAUUAGCCACGUCAAAAGGAAGAACCCAGACCAAAUGCAACAUGUUAGUGACCGUUCAGAUAAAAAAGAAAAAAGUAAGGGGAUAGCAACCCGAGAACAUAACACUGAGAGAAGGAAUUUCAAAAGUGGUACAUAUAAAGAGGGGAAUUUGGAUUACGAUGGUUUAAGGAACAAAGGAAGCGAGUGUAUCGAUAUGAAUGAAAAUAAAAAUAUAAAUUUACUAGACGAGAAAUAUACAAUUAUAAACAGUGUACAGUUUAAGAACACAUAUUUCCAUGAUGGUUCUUUGAAGAGUGAUAUUCCUGCACACAAUCUUAAUCAAAUUUUAUCUGUCAAAUAUAAAAUUGUUUCACAAGUGAAUCCGCAUGUGUUUCCUUUUACUGGAGUUAGGGUUCAUGGUGAAGCUGGAAAACCCGUCAAAUGGAGAGGAAAUUCAGGGCAUUGGAGAGCAGGUUUUUUAAUGUCAUCUAUGGAAAUAUUAUUUAAAGAAAAUAUGAGAUACAUUUUAAGACUCAUGGCUUUGCUAGAUUUAUCUCCCACCAUUAGAGGACUCAACGCAGGGUCGAUUGCAAUGCAGAAUUACAAUGGAGAUAUAACACUGCACCCGAAACGUCUAUACCUAAAGCACUUCAAACUAAUAAGUGUGUCAAAUUAUGAUGAUGUAGAAUGGUAUAUACAACAAGGGAGACAAAUGACAUUUCAGAAAUUACCCUUAAUUCUGAAUAGAAUGAAAAUAGAAAAAAAAUUGAUCAAAAUGAAGAAAUCCUUUUUAUCGUGA